UCUAAUCAUUCAACUAAUCCACAGCCAAUCAAUUUAAACAUGGAAAGGGAAAAUUAGGGCAAAGUUAAAUGUUACCAUAGCUUUCCACGUUCUUCUUCCCUUCACAAGACUAAACAGCGGCCGGAGAUGCUCUUCUCUCUGUCAACGAACGUACGGCAGCCGGAGAUCCUCUUCCUCAUCAACGACAGUGAUACAUAGUUCCGAUAUACGCCGUUGCAUCAAUUCGGUCCUCGCUUGUUUCUAUCUUCUUCUCCUACUUCUCCGAACACUCAACGGCGACGGUCUUCCCUUCUAACUCCGAUCCAACUUUCUCCGUCAUCGUAACACUGAAACCAUACAACAUCACUCUCUCUGCUUUUAAUCUCGAACUCUCUUGUUCGCCUCUCACUCUCGUGGUCUCUCUUCUUCGUUGAACAUGUUGUAGUGUCAUUGUCGUUGUUUGCAGAUUAUUGAUGAUGCAAUGAAGGCAAAGCGUGAAGAUGAUUGAUAAUGUUGAAUAUUUGACGACGAUGAUUGAUGCGUGGUGUUGCCGAUUGAAGGAUUGUGCAUUGAGUUUUGUGGAUGAUUAUCGCCAUGGAGGAUUCUCGAAGAUACAACGUGAAUUGAAGAAUGAAGAUAGAGGAAGCUCGAAGAGGAGAUUGAAUCUCAAGUUUGUUACAAAUUCAGUUAGAUUUCUGUUACAGAUUGGUGAAUCAGUGGUUCCAGAUGAUGAAGAUUGGAGAGUGAGGAUUUAUGGCGGUGGAGAAAAAAGUCUGUUACGUUUUUCUCCUUCUCUUUUUGUUCUCACUUUUCUGUUAUGCUUUUUUCUGGUUCCGGUUGAUGAAGAGUGGUGAUGAAAUUGAUUUUUCGUUUUCUUUUGCAGAAGUUUGAGAAUGGAGAGAUUGAAGAUUCUUGGAGGUUGAUGAUGAGAUAAUGGAUUCGGUUCAGAUAUGGUUCGAUUUAAGAAUCAGAAGUUUGUUGAUUGAAGUUGAAGAUUAUCAUUGACUUUUGAAGGUUUUUGUGAUGAUUUUGUUAUAGGUUGAAGAAGAUGGAGAGAGAGAUGAAGAUUGAUUGAAGAUUGUUUCUGUUAUGGCUGGAGAUUUCAGAGAUGAUGAAUGAAUGAAUGGUUCAAGCGUGAAUUCAGAGAGAGAGGUAAAAGUUUGUUACAGCUUUCUCUUCAAGAGUGAGUUUCGGUUCUCCUUUGGUCAUCCCAUUUAAGAGUUAGUUAUAACUCUGGUUUUGUAGAGUAUUUUCUGAAUUCUUCU
Molecule: messenger RNA, 1244 nt
Organism: Vicia villosa (hairy vetch)
Lineage: Eukaryota; Viridiplantae; Streptophyta; Magnoliopsida; Fabales; Fabaceae
Exons: 2
Coding region: 480-833 (117 amino acids)
Source: RefSeq, a predicted model, not a curated record